Molecule: messenger RNA, 1462 nt
Organism: Corticium candelabrum
Lineage: Eukaryota; Metazoa; Porifera; Homoscleromorpha; Homosclerophorida; Plakinidae
Product: beta-1,3-N-acetylglucosaminyltransferase manic fringe-like
Exons: 11
Coding region: 9-1076 (355 amino acids)
Biological process (GO): regulation of Notch signaling pathway
Cellular component (GO): membrane
Molecular function (GO): O-fucosylpeptide 3-beta-N-acetylglucosaminyltransferase activity
Source: RefSeq, a predicted model, not a curated record
UCUCUAGUAUGCGAUAUUUCUGCAAGAAGUCUCGCUUUCUUUUUUUCUUGUUUCUCGUAUUGAUACUACUGUUAGGUUAUACGCUGUACUUUGACACAACUGGUAAAUCGAAACAAGCAUCCAUUGGAGGUGACUCGUCGUUGCUGCGAUCGCGAAAGAGCCAAAGAUCAGGCCACACAGUUGCCACAGUCGAGAAUCAUCAGGCUGUCAAGGGGCACAACACUGAGAAGACCCAGAUAUCGAGUAAAGCUAAUGUUGGGGAAGUUCCUGUUUUCAUCACGGUGAAGACAGGACGUACGUAUCAUCAGACAAGAAUCCCGCUGUUGCUGCAGACGUGGUUCAAUUACGCCGCCAAUGAGACAUAUUUUGUCACCGACACGGAAGACGAGGAUAUUUCGAGACAAUCAGGUCGACAUUUGAUUGUGUCUGGGUGUGGAGAUGGUCAUCAGAGAGACGCUUUGUGCUGUAAAAUGGGCAGGGAGUUUGAACUUUUUUAUCUUUUCGGUAAAGGGAAAGAUUGGUUUUGUCAUGUGGAUGAUGAUAACUAUUUAAACGUUCCAAGCCUUGUCAAUCUACUCUCACAAUUUGAUCCAAAUAAAGACGUGUAUGUUGGAAAGUCGAGUCUGGGAAGAACGAUGAGUUUGCAUUGGGAAUAUAAAUCAAUACCGGCCAUACUAACAAAUGCCAGUCGAAGUCCAUUUUGGUUUGCAACCGGUGGAGCUGGUUUUUGUAUAAGCCGUCACUUAUCUCAGAGAAUGCAGCCAUACGUUCAAAAUGGCAAGCUUGUGCAAAUGUGCCAUUUCACAGGACUGCCAGAUGACUGCACAGUGGGCUUUUUGUCAGAAUGUGUAUUAGGGGUACCAAUGACACCAUCACGCCUACUGCACUCUCACUUGGAAAUACAGCGAGUUCCUGUUGAUCAGUUAAAAAAUCAUGUGACAUUUAGCUAUGGUGUUUUGGGCAAACAGGAGACCCUCAUUCCAGUAGACGGUCCAUUCUCAAAAACUGAAGACCCGACAAGAUUCAAGUCGUAUCACUGCUUACUAAAUCCUCAAGUUGAAUGGUGUCCACGCUAGCACCACUCAGGAAGUGUCUGGAAAUGUAAAGUAAUGAUUUGGACUGAGUAUAUUGUAUAUUGCAUUGCACACGGGGAUCUGGAUAUAUGCAGUAUGGAUUUUAGCCAAAGUUUUACUGUUGAAAUGAUGUAAAUUCACAGACAGUAGAAUCGUGUCCUUGAACAAAUUUUAAAGUCUUAUGGUUCGCUAGAUAUAUUAGAGACUUUUGUGAUUAUGGAGGAUGUUGCCUUAGUGAAUUGUGAUCAAUUUUAUAUAUAUUUGAAAAGGAAAGGAUGUUACGGAUACACGUAUAUUUAUACACCAAAAACUUUUCCUUGAGGCACAGAUAUUACUUAGUACACCACAAUUAUUGGUUGCUGCAUGUUAGCUAUGGUGAGUUGUUUACU